Molecule: messenger RNA, 870 nt
Organism: Ixodes scapularis (black-legged tick)
Lineage: Eukaryota; Metazoa; Arthropoda; Arachnida; Ixodida; Ixodidae
Exons: 2
Coding region: 1-870 (289 amino acids)
Molecular function (GO): nucleic acid binding
Source: RefSeq, a predicted model, not a curated record
AUGGGGCAAUGCACCCAAGCGGAGCCUCAAGCCAUCACGGACUAUGCGCAAGACGCACUUCCUACGGCAAAGGAAGACGCACCAGUCACGCAAAUCAUUUAUACCAACUCGCAAGCGGCACACCACAUAUGCUCGGACACCAAAUAUACCGGACGUACCUUAUACGAGCUCAGGGUGGCCGUCUCAUCUCUGAGAGAGUCCGGCCAUCAAUUCAUCAUACGAUGGGUCUCUGCACACUGUGGCAUACCCGGUAAUGAGAAAACCCACAGACUAGCGCGCGCACACCUCUCCGCGCUGGCCAAGGGACCCUCCUCUUCCUCAUCUCUAGGCAACCCCUCCCAGGAAAUUGCCAACCCUUGGCACGACUUGCGCUCUACCAAAGCCGAGCGAACCGCCUACUUCUCCAUGGCCGCUAACCCGCUAUCCAUCCCUAAGAUUCCCUCCCAACAUUUCUCUCGUAGGGAAGCCGUAAGGAUUCGCCAAAUUCAGACAGGGACCCUACUGACACCGCAUCUCUUACAGCGGUUUCGCGGGAACGAUGGGGCGGCAUCUUCCACAGCCUCUGGCAUCUGCAAGAACUGCAACUCUAAGGCAGACCUGGUCCAUCUCAUGCGGUCUUGCCCUUUGUAUGAUAUUCCACGACAACGGGCUUUGGAUCUCAUUACAAACGCCCCAGUACCCGUACCCCUGAACGCCUGGGCAUGCCCAGACACCACCAUAUCCCACAAGCAUGCUUUGGAGCUCUGGGAGGCACUACCCACCUUCAUAAGAGACCGAACUGUGCCUCCAGUGGUGGACCGGCUCCUUCCGGAUAGAGUCAAGAGGACACAGCCUCCCCCUCCCCCGACGACGAAGGCCCUGAAGCCAUGA